Liolophura sinensis is the source of this 1233-nucleotide messenger RNA. Its product is annotated as nucleolar protein 58-like. The record is from RefSeq and is a predicted model, not a curated record. The transcript is spliced from 5 exons. The coding region runs from base 1 to 1233 and encodes 410 amino acids. Lineage: Eukaryota; Metazoa; Mollusca; Polyplacophora; Chitonida; Chitonidae.
AUGGAUAUAUCUUCAAAUAGAAAAGGAUCCGAAAAGGUCAAUAAGGGUGUGUUCAUCAAAGCGGUGGAAGAUUUGUACGACCGGGAGAGCGAGAAGAUGUUACAGUUGAUAUGGGAGAGCCGACAAGAGAUGAGGGAAACAUACCUUACCAUGGAGGACGAGCAGAGGGAUCUGCGCUGUCAGUCCCGAAUGUUAGAAGAGAGAAGAAAGGAUGGGGAUAGAAACCGAGGGAGAAAGAGUCGUGCUGGGCGAACAGACUCUCGACUGUCCACCAUUAGCGACAUAACCGCCACCAGAGGGAGCCGUGAUACAAACGACUACAGCCGACGACAGCGCGUCAGUGGAGUACAAGGAGGGUCGGACAGGGAUCUACAGCUGCCCGACACUUCCGGCGCGCGUGCGUCCUCUGCCGGGGUGUCCCACAGAUCUGCACCCACCCCAGUUUUCGUCAAGUCUAUAGAAGAGUUACGUGACGAACUCUUCAAGCACCUGAGCACAGCGGAGACUAAGGUGGAGAGUGAGCGGGAGAGACAAAGGGAACUUCUGGAAUGGCUUAAAGCCGAGAAGAGAAAUAAACAACAGGAGAAGGUGGAGAAGGCUAACGAACUGCUGGAGGAAGUCACGCAGAUGGAGAGAGUGAAAGCAAAAGAUAAAGAAAGACAAGAGCAACGUUUUAAAGAAAGAUUAGAGGAGAAAAAGAAACUUAAAGAAGUUAAAGGUUUACCGCCAGUAGAGAGUGUGCCUUUAGAAACGGCUAUAGAAAUAGAGCCGGAAGUGGUGCCCGCGAAGGCACAGGGUGCUGAAGGGGAAGUGUCAAAAGAUAGAAAAGAAAAGAAAAAGAAAAAGAAGCACAGGCACCGAGAAGACGAAGAAAGUCAUGUGGGUGAAGAGGACAGCGAUGAAAGACGAGAACGACGAGAGAAGAAAAAGAAGCACAAACACAAGGACGAAGACAAAGAAACCAAGUUAGAGAUUGAGGAUGAGACGGGAAAAGAGCGAAAAAAGGAAAAGAAGAAACACCGCCAUCGACACGAUGAAGAGAAUCCUAACGACCCGGAUGUGGAAAAGGAAAAGAAGAAGGAAAAGAAAAAACACCGCCAUAGUCGUGGAAGCGGAGCCGAGGCUCAGUUAAACGGACAUGAUGAGGACGCGGCCGAGGCGGAGAGGAGAGAAAAGAGGAAAGAAAAGAAACGGUCACGGAAGGAAAAGAAACGAGAUGAGGAAGAGCCUUGA